AUGAAUAUAAGCAGCUGCAUUAUGGACUCAACAACUUUGCAAUGCUCGCCGAAGUUAGCUAUUCCGGACCAUGAACUUAAUAUUUCCGGAUUAUUCUUUUUAAUUAUUCCAACCAUUACUGUUCUGGGUAAUUCUAUGGUAAUUAUUGCUGUACUACGCUUUAAAACUCUUCAUUCAGCUAUUAAUUUCCUAAUCUUUGGCUUGGCUGUUGCUGAUCUCCUAGUUGGACUUUUUGUCAUGCCCUAUGCCGUUUAUGUCCAUGUGCAAGGUGGUUAUUGGUUCCUCGGGUCGAUGAUGUGUGAUAUAUAUUCAGCAAUUGAUGUCGCCUGCAGUACUGCGUCCAUACUUAUUCUAACAGUCAUUAGUUUUGAUAGGUAUCGAGCUGUCACCCAUCCUAUAAGUUAUUCACACAAAUCUCAUGAUACAAAACGGGUUAUUUUUAUUAUGGCCGUCAUUUGGGUCAUUUCACUUACACUUGCUAGUCCAAUGGUACUUGGUGUGAAUAUCCGACCACCGGAUGUGGAUCCGUACGAAUGUCGUUUCUAUAAUCCAAUAUUUUCAAUAUCUUCAUCAAUUAUUAGUUUUGUCAUACCCUGUUUUAUUGUUUUAUUCGUUUAUAUUAGGAUAAUGAUUGCUUUGCGCCAAAGGCAAAAUUUAUCCAAAAAACAGCAUUGGUCAUAUUUACGGCCGUUAAAAAGGUUAAAUUCAACACUGGUUCAGAACUGCUUCCGAAAAAGACUUGGGCAUUGA
Loa loa (African eye worm) is the source of this 750-nucleotide messenger RNA. RefSeq lists its product as hypothetical. The record is from RefSeq and is a predicted model, not a curated record. Lineage: Eukaryota; Metazoa; Nematoda; Chromadorea; Rhabditida; Onchocercidae. Bases 1 to 750 code for a protein of 249 amino acids. Gene Ontology annotation, cellular component: membrane. Gene Ontology annotation, biological process: adenylate cyclase-activating adrenergic receptor signaling pathway. The transcript is spliced from 5 exons. Gene Ontology annotation, molecular function: dopamine neurotransmitter receptor activity, coupled via Gi/Go; G protein-coupled receptor activity.